Molecule: messenger RNA, 2160 nt
Organism: Salvia hispanica
Lineage: Eukaryota; Viridiplantae; Streptophyta; Magnoliopsida; Lamiales; Lamiaceae
Source: RefSeq, a predicted model, not a curated record
AUGGUUGGAUUAUCUGAUGAAUAUGAACGAGUCAAGGAUUAUUUGAUCAAUGAUAGAGGGAACCGGUUGUUAGUUACAGGGAUGGCAGGGGUUGGAAAGACAGCUCUUGUUAAGAAAGUAUUUGACGAUCCAUCCAUUCAGAUUCAUUUCGAGCUUCGAGCAUGGGUCAAAGUGGGCAGAAAAUGUGAAUCUAAUGAAACAUUACGAUGCAUUCUAGCUCAAGUGGAUCCCAACACUCACCACCAAAUGCUUACCCAAAGAGACGACGAUGACUACAAGAAAUUACUUGGACUCUUGAAAGAGAGACUCAAGGAUAAGAAAUGUCUGAUUGUGUUGGAUGAUGUAUGGAAAUGGGACACACAAUUAAUGGAUAGCUUGAGAAUAGAGAAUGUGCAAAUUUUGCUUACAAGCAGGCUAAGAAUUCAAAAUUCCCCAAUUUCUUAUGAAGUACACUUGUUGAAUAAAGAAGAAAGUAAGACAUUACUUGGUGAGAAGGUGUUUGGUGAAAAAGGUUUCCCACCUUACCUUGAGGAAUUGGGAGAAAAGAUUGCACAAAAAUGUGAAGGUCUUCCACUCAUGAUAGUAACAGUUGCAACUCUCCUAAGGAAAGCCAGUGAGAGGUACCAAGGAGGUAUCCUCAAAUAUUGGACUGAGGUAGCUGAAACACAACAUAAUUCAAUCUUCGUGGAUGCAUAUGAUCAAAUUGCAGAGGUACUUCACUCAAGCUACGAAUACUCACCUCAAUAUUUGAAAAUGUUAUUUCUCUAUCUGGGAGCUUUCCCCCCAUAUCGUAAUCUUUUACUACACAUCAACCUCAUUUGUUGUAUAAGUGCUGAAGGGUUUCUUGAACCACAUGGAACACAAAAUUUGAAAGAGAAUGGGUUUGAACAAGUUGUGUCUCGUUGCCUGGAGGUGCUUGCUAAAUAUUUCAAUCUUCUUCUGUGGAAUCCUGAACGAUUUUCUUGGUUUUCAAAUGGAGAUUUCCGUGUGCAUUCUUGUUGGCAGCACUUGUGUAGGAAAGAAGCUAGUAGAAUCAAGUUUUUGCAUGUUUUACAAAGUUGCAAUGAAGAUUUGAAAGGUCAGCGUCGGUUGUGUGUCCAUUCCAACACUUUAUUUGCCAUCAAAGAAGUGUAUGAUUCAAUAAAAAGUGAUUGUCCAUCCACUGUUCAUUCUCUCCUCUGUUAUGGUCCUUUUCACCCUUAUCCAGUGCCGGUACAUGUCAUUGAUUUUAAGUCUCUCAGGGUACUACAUGCUUUUAUGGUCCGAUUUUAUCAGAUCCCACCCGAAAUUCUAAAACUAGUUUGUCUAAAGUAUCUUUCCCUAACUUGCAACAAAGAGCUCCCUGUUUCCAUAUCCAACCUUUUACACCUUCAAUUCUUGAUUAUCCAUCCAUAUGUGCACAUUAUAAAGCGCGGAGUUCUGCCAUAUAUGCCAAUGGAAAUAUGGGACAUGCAAAACCUACAGGUUAUUAAUGUCAAGGGAAGGGACCUGCCAACCCCCAAUUCUAAUUCUAAUGCUAUUUUGGACAAAGUCUAUUUUAUUUCAGGCGUGGGUACAAAGAGUUGCACUAGAGAAAUUCUGAAAAGAAUUCCGAAUUUAAGGUGUCUAUACAUUUCUACGGUGAGGAAGCCUUAUGAUGAAGAUGAUGAUAGCAACUCAUUGAGUGGCUUGGCUAAUAUCUCAGAGGAACUCCAGAAUUUGACGUGUCUUUCAUAUGCUGUAGAUCAACCGGAUAUGAAGUGGGAGACUAUGGUUCCUCUUUCAAUGUUCCCAUCAAGUCUUACUAUAUUGAAGUUGAGUGGUUUAGGGUAUCCUUGGCAGUACAUGAACGACAUUGGUUCUGUGCUACCAAAUCUUAUUAUCCUCGGGAUAGAACAUUAUGCCUUUCGAGGCCCAAAGUGGGACAUAGAAUCGAGCUGUUUUUUGAAACUUGAGACACUUGUAAUUGAAGACAGCGAUUUGGUGCAAUUGAGAGCUCAACAUGGAAGCCUCCCAAGGCUUAAGCUCCUGAGCAUACGACAUUGCUACAAAUUAAAACAUCUUGAUUGGAUGCGUGAUUCCUCAAUGGUCAGACCUACAAUUGAAUUAGUAGACUGCAAUCCCUUAGUUUACGCAUCUGUGGAGAAAUUACCAGAAUCUCUCUUUGCAUUUCGUCAUUGA